This is a messenger RNA of Cuscuta europaea, 1036 nucleotides long. NCBI's taxonomy places the organism in Eukaryota, Viridiplantae, Streptophyta, Magnoliopsida, Solanales, Convolvulaceae. The record is from the annotation of a GenBank genome assembly.
UAAAAAAACACUUCGCACGCCUUAUUAGAAAAGGAGAGCAGACUUAGAAACGCAAAACGCCAACAGACCUAGACUUUGGCGACGGAAAGAAGACAGCCAGACGGAAGAACAGUUCAGCGCACGGCGGACGACGUUCCAGCGCACGGUGGACUACGUUCCAGCGCACGGCGGACGAUGUUCCAGCGCACGGCGUUCGAGCCGCGGACGGCGUUUGAGCAGUGGAAGGCAUUCGAGCGGCUUUCGAGUAGGCGAACCUUCCUUUUCAGACUUGGGCUAAAGUUUGUAUUCAAGUCAAGCUUUGACAAAACUAAUCGCACUUCCUCCAAAUCAUUCCGUGGUCCUGGCAUGUAUGAAGGUUUGAAGAUCCUUGAAAGGGUGAAAACAAUUUAUGAUGUACCCGUGGUGACUGAUGUUCAUGAAAGCAUUCAGUGUGAAGCAGUGGGGAGGGUUGUUGAUAUAAUUCAAAUUCCUGCUUUCUUAUGCCGGCAGGUAUCUACACCGCUUGUGCAUAUCCAGAAAUAUUGGUCAUGUGCAUAUUCAUUGAUCCACAGACCAUUCAAGGAGUAGGCAAUUCUGUAAAUGAGGUGCAAAUGUAUAUAUCUACAAGAUUAAAUGAAGGCGGAAAGCAAUGUUACUUGGCUCCUUAUCACUACUAGAAUCAUUGACAGCUCUUUAUUCUCUCUCCUGUCCAAAACACUAUUGUCUUCUUGUGUUCUUUGGGGAAUAAGCCAAACACUAUUGUCUUCUUUUGUUCAAAAGAUAUUGAUGAAGUACGAACUCGUUGGGCAUCAUAUUUCUUAUAAAUGACGCAAUCCAUCAACGACACAUGAUGAACGUGUUUGUUUAAGUUUUUGAGUGAUGAUGAAACUUGUAACUUUAUACAAUGUGUAAAUACUCUAGAUUUGUGUAAGGAUUGUUUUAUUUUAGCUUAUUAUUAUUAUGUACUACGUUGUUACUUGAACUUGUUUAACAUUUGUGGAAGAAUUGAAAAAUAGCUUGUGUUAUUGUUUUAUAUGGAUCAAGUGAACAUGUGAAA